AUGCUUGGGCGAAUAUGCCCUGUAGUAACGUCAUCAAGAACAACUGCGGGUAUUCUGCAAGUUUUUCCGUCCAUUUCUAUUCAAACUUGUGAAGUUCAUCAUCAUAAAGAAAGACAUGAUUUACAAAGAUUUCUAGGUAUUCAUCGUUCUAACAAAGCUAAAGCUAACAGAAAUACUCAUGUCAACGAAAAAAUGUUCAGACGAAUGCGAGGUCGCAAAAUUCCCACAAUUGAUCUUCCUGAUGAUGCUGAACAACGAGAAUUAGAUGCUUUACCUCCAACCGAAGUUCGAUUGGCUUUAUUAAAGAAGGGUAUUAACCCGUAUAAAGAUGUACAACCUCGGAACUGGCAAGAAUCUCAGGUGACAAUGCAGUCUUUCAAUGCUGUUGUUGAUCCCUAUGUUUCCCCUGAAGACCCUCUACCUUUCCUCGGUAGUAACCUAGGAGAAAACACAAGGCUAAAAGCUGAGGAAGUUAAGGAAAGAGUUCUCCAUAAAUAUCAUAACUGGAGGAAUGGUACAAGCAGAAUAAAGAAGAAGGAAGGCUUUGAAAAGUUUGAUCCUACAAAAUUCGGGCCCACAGCUGAUCAUAUUUAUGAAGAGGCUCAUAAAGCUCUUAUGUCACGAGAUACGAAAACUCUUCACAAGUUCAUAACUGAACGUGCUUAUGUUAAAAUGUGGCCCGAUGUAUCAAAUGGAUCUAUUUUCUGGGAGCUUGUGGAAAGAGUAGAACCUAGUAAGGUUGUUGCCGUCCGCUGUGCUGAUAAUCCGUAUAAAUCCGGAAACGAUAUCGCCCAACUCACUGUUAGAAUGCAUACCAAACAGAAAUUAGCUAUAUAUGAUAGGUUUGGUCAUCUUAUUUUGGGUUCAGAAACGGAGCCAAGAGACGUAGUAGAAUACGUAGUAUUUGAAAAUCAUAUCGCAGUGGUAGAUGGAGUUUGGAGGUUGCAUGACAAAGUCUAUCCCAAAUGGAGUCAACCUAAACAAGGAGCUCAUCUGACCAAAGAAUUAGAAGACAGUACAGAUACUAACGAAGUAAGACCUCAAGAGGCGUCCUCCCUACCUCUACGAGCAGAACAAGUUGCUCGUCAGCGGAAGCAAGAUGAAAAAUCAGGAAAAUCUGAAGAUGAUUAA
Messenger RNA from Auanema sp. JU1783, 1131 nucleotides. NCBI's taxonomy places the organism in Eukaryota, Metazoa, Nematoda, Chromadorea, Rhabditida, Rhabditidae. The record is from the annotation of a GenBank genome assembly.